AUGCGGCCUCCGGCUCCUUCUCUCGAUGUCAUAGCAGCUCGUAAUUCUGCUGCUGCCGCCGCCGCUGCGAAUGCCACUGCAGUCGCCGCUCCAGCCGCCAGCGCUCCUUCGGGCUCCAAUAUGAACUCGAACACGACGAACCAGGCGGAUGAUUCUAGGGACUCGAGAUCGUCGUCGUCGACAAACUCUCCAGUUCCUGCGGACAAUGAAGAGUCUGAUUUCUUCCACGUAGCAAAUGAUUCGCAAUCUUCUUUAGGAGUGGUACCCAACUUGCAAGAUAUGCAAGUCACCGACCAAGAAUGUCUCCCGACCGUUGCUGCACUUCCCAGCGAGAUCCUUAUUAGUAUAUUCUCCCGAAUCAACAGCCCCGGCGAGCUUCUGAAUUGCAUGUUGACUUGCAAGCGAUGGGCCCGCAACGUCGUCGAGAUCCUUUGGCACCGCCCGACCUGCACCUCAUGGCAGAAGCAUAAAGCUAUCUGCGCUACCUUGGGAUUAGAGCGACCAUACUUUACGUACACCGACUUUGUUAAACGCCUUAACUUGGCCGCCCUAGCUGACAAGGUCAACGAUGGCAGUGUCAUGCCGCUUGCCGUCUGCACCCGAGUCGAGCGUCUUACAUUGACCAAUUGUCAUGGCUUGACCGAUUUGGGGUUGAUACCCCUUGUCACGAGCAACCAACACCUGCUGGCGCUUGACAUUUCUGGCGACGUCAACGUUACCGAGAAGUCCAUCAUCGCCAUUGCCGAGAAUUGUCGCAGACUCCAGGGUCUGAACGUGUCGAAUUGUAAACAGAUCUCUAAUGAGAGUAUGAUUCAGCUUGCCGAGAAUUGUAGAUACAUCAAGCGACUUAAGUUGAACGAUUGCGAUCAGCUGAACGAUGCUGCCGUCAUCGCCUUCGCUAAUAACUGCCCGAACAUUCUUGAGAUCGACCUUCACCAAUGUGUGAAUAUCGGCAACGAACCCGUUACCGCCCUCCUGUCCAAAGGCCAGUCUCUCCGAGAAUUUCGACUGGUCAACUGCGACCUCAUCGACGACGGCGCAUUCCUAUCACUGCCCUCUAAUAGAAUCUACGAACACCUCCGUAUCCUUGAUCUUACUUCUUGUACCCGACUUACGGAUCGCGCUGUCGAGCGCAUUAUCGAUGUGGCCCCGCGAUUACGAAACUUGAUCCUGGCCAAGUGCCACAACAUCACUGAUGCCGCUGUAUAUGCCAUAUCUCGCCUGGGCAAGAACCUACAUUUUAUCCACCUCGGCCACUGCAGACACAUCACAGACGACGCAGUCAAGCGCUUAGUGCAGUGCUGUAAUCGUAUUCGCUACGUCGACCUUGGCUGUUGCACCCAUCUUACGGACGAGUCCGUUAUACAAUUAGCAAGGCUUCCGAAGCUAAAGAGGAUUGGGUUGGUGAAGUGUAGUAGUAUCACGGACGAAAGCAUGUAUGCGCUAGCUGGGGCAAACCGCCAUGCUCAAUCCAGGCGUAACACGACUGGUAACACGGCUAGAAGACAUGAGUACCACACGGGUAGCUUGGAACGAGUUCAUCUUAGCUACUGUACCAACUUGACUCUCCCGAGUAUCAUCAAAUUGCUCAACUGCUGCCCGAAGCUCACACACCUGAGUUUGACCGGCGUACCUGCUUUUCUCCGCGAUGACUUGGAGAACUUCUGUCGUGAAGCCCCUCCAGAUUUCACGGACCAUCAGCGUGCCGUAUUCUGUGUUUUCUCUGGCCAAGGUGUCACUGGUCUUCGGAACUAUCUCAACACCCACCCUGAUUUUGCCGACUACCAUCUGCCACAGACGAAUCUCUUUUCGCCGCGAAGAUCUGUCCAGAUUAACCAAGAUAUAGGCCAGGUCCAAGGACAGGGUGCUGCUACUGCACCAGCACCCGACAUGGACGGUUUUGACGAUGCUGAUGGAGUCGAGGAUGACGACAUGGGUGACGGAAGCGAGAUUGCUCUCGAGACCGAAAACCCUACGAACGGAACCAACGCUGCAAUCCCUCCUCCGCCUCCACCUCCGCCGCAUCAUCCUGGCCCCUCCUUUCCACUUGGACAUUCCAUACGUCCCCUUAACCUUCCACAACAAGCGCCGCAUUUAGACGCUUCAGCUAGGACGGUUUUUGGCUCGAGCGCGGUUCGAAAUCAGCACAGUGCUAGUGCUCCUAUGGAUAGCACAGCGGGCCCCAGCACUGCCGGUUCAACCCUUUUUACGAACCAGGGCAAUUCCGGUCCCAGCACAGCUUCUAUGCAAGGGAAUGCUGAGGAAGACGACGAGGAGACGCAAUCAUAG
Annulohypoxylon truncatum is the source of this 2289-nucleotide messenger RNA. RefSeq names its product RNI-like protein. The record is from RefSeq and is a predicted model, not a curated record. The coding region runs from base 1 to 2289 and encodes 762 amino acids. The transcript has 4 exons. Gene Ontology annotation, molecular function: protein binding. NCBI's taxonomy places the organism in Eukaryota, Fungi, Ascomycota, Sordariomycetes, Xylariales, Hypoxylaceae.